Molecule: messenger RNA, 1506 nt
Organism: Caenorhabditis briggsae
Lineage: Eukaryota; Metazoa; Nematoda; Chromadorea; Rhabditida; Rhabditidae
Exons: 10
Coding region: 1-1506 (501 amino acids)
Source: RefSeq, a predicted model, not a curated record
AUGCCGUCCCAAUACAUUUUCCUAUUCCGGAGGCAUUUCUGGAAGCUUGUACUUUUGAUUACUGUAUUUACUUUCUGUGGAUUACUUGUUUCCUUGUGGAGUCAGACACCACCUAGACGAAAACUUGAGAAAUACAAUAUGGAUGUUAGUGAGAAGGAUCCUACGGAAGUGUACCUGGACAUAGGUGGAGGAACGAUCCAAAUGGGUAGACUGCAAAAGGAGAACUUUACCUUUGUAGAAGAAGAGGAUCCAAGUUUUGCAAUGACAUCAGAAACUUGUCGAGUGGAGUCAUGGAACAAACUGCAUUCAGAUCGGAUUCCAUCUCCAUCGCUGCAUGAUUAUUGGAUCAAAAAUGAUACAAGUAGAAAAGAUUAUCUUUACCACACAUCUCCUAGUCCACUAGCCGCUUUUGUUCAUCCAGAGCAUAUUACAGUAACCCUAACUGCUGAAAAUAUGUUUGGGAAAAAAGUGCACUGCCGAUAUUUUGACUGCAAACGAAAAGAGCUUGACAAUGUUUUUGAAUCAGUCGUGUUCCCGGAGUCUACUGUAUAUUGCGGAAGAAGAGUCGGAGCCAAGUACAUUUCGAUAACAGAGGGAAAAUAUGAUAUCCCGGAGACCCCGGUACCAAUUCAGAGUCGAAUUACAAAUGGUCCUCAACACUAUUUCACUGUUUGCAUGUCUCCGUUGUAUGGAGAAGAGCCGAAAUUCGUCCAGAUCGUCGAUUUCAUAGAAUAUCAUAAACUUCAAGGAGCCACAUUUUUCCACAUCUACAUUAGAAAUGUGUCUGCUUACGACCGCAUUUUGUUGGAUGACUAUGCAAGAACUGGAGAAAUUGAAGUGAUCGUUUUGAAUGAUCAUUACUGGAGAGCAGAUUAUAUGUGGCAUAUGGCACAAAUCAAUGAUUGUCAUAUGAGAAGUGUAAACUUUGCGAAAUGGACAGCUCUUCUGGAUAUUGACGAGAGGAUCGAGAUGAAAAAAGAUUGGAGGAUCGUGGAUUUUUUAGACACCAUUUCAAAUCCCAACAUCAUCAAUCUACAAUUUAAAGUGCAGUGGGUUUUAAAAGAUACCCUAUCUCCUGCUAGGUUUGAGAAUGAUAAGCAGUUUUUGGAUAAUCUCGUCUUCCGAAAGUUCCAUAACACAUCCCGAGUGCAAGACUGGCUCCAACCAAAAUCAAUCAUUAGGCCGGAAAGUAUCGCAGCAAUGGAAAUCCAUAAGCCUACAGCAAUUUACAAGGGUCUCGCAAAAAUAUACGUUAGUAGUAUAUUGGGAGUGAUCCGACAUUAUAGGAAUGUGGAGGGAGGAGCUUUGUUGAACAAUAAUAAGAGAGCACAAGAGGUUGGACCCUAUUCAACAACCGAAAUUGACCCGAAUAUGAAAUUCAAAUUGAGUGAUGCUUGCAUCCGUCGUGUGAAACAAGUCUACGACACUGUGACUUACCCUUGUGACAAAAUGCAGGAAAUGUAUCAUCACCACGGAUUAAAUCAUCCCUGUACUCUUCAAAAAUGA